CUACUUUAAAGUCCUCAGUCGCCGAGCACUGGCAAGAGAGUGAGCAUAUCGGCUCUGUUUCUACAGUACAAACGCAAUGGCCGAGAAUAUCAUUCCAGUUCCACCCGUCGCUCAACCAUCCGGACACCCUCCUUCUCAUCCUCCCCCGAAAUUGUACAUCCUGGACUACGGUGCUGGCAAUGUGAGAAGUCUGGCGAAUUCCAUCAAAAAGUUAGGAUAUGAGUUUGAAUGGAUCCGCGAUAUCUCUGAUUUUGACAAAGCCGAGAAACUCAUCUUUCCCGGUGUGGGUGCAUUCGGUCAAGCUACAACUUCGCUCCGAACUUCAGGCUACGACGAACCUCUUGGACGAUACAUUUCAUCAGGUCGACCUUACUUUGGGAUCUGUAUUGGAAUGCAAAUGUUAUUCACGACUUCUACCGAAUCUCCCGGUGCUGAGGCAUUGGGUGUGAUACCUUUUCCGAUCUCUAGGUUUACUUCGGAUCUUCUCACCUCUAUCGAUGAAGCCGCGACCUCUCGAAGGACCGCUCAUUCGUCGAGUUUAUCAAAUGGGACAAGCUUGCUGAAUGAUAAAUCUGACGCAGACCCAAGUGGAGAAGAAAAGGGUAUGGGUGGAGUUGAAUGGAAAGGGGAGGAGAAGGGAAAAAGAAAAGCAGUUCCUCAUAUGGGUUGGAACAAAGCUUGGAAAGCAUGGCAAGAUGAAGAUUCUACGUCGAACACGAAGGAAGAAACGCUAAUGCUUGACGAAGACUAUUAUUUCGUUCAUUCCUACGGUGCCAUGUUGAAAACUCCUGAGGACGAAGAAAUUAUGAAACCUUACGCAUACACUUUAUCGAGGUAUGGAGAUGAAGUUUUUGUUUCUUCCGUCAAGGUUGGGAAUGUAUUCGGAACACAAUUUCAUCCUGAAAAAUCUGGUCCGGCGGGAUUAGAUUUACUUCGACGAUGGUUAUCGAUUCCUUCCUCUACUCUAACAUCUCCUCCACUCAUUUCCUUCCUUCCUUCUUCAAGCAGCCUCAAUUCACACAUCACAACUAAUUACAAUUCCAAUUCUCAGCAAACGAACUAUCAGACCAUUUCGACUCACAAUGAAAAUACCUCGACCAAUCCCGACAUGUUGAAACUUCUUCCAAAAGGGAAAUGGCAAAACACUGAUCCUCACCCUCGACCCGGUACAGGUUUAACAAGUCGUAUAGUCGCUUGUCUCGAUGUUCGUUCCAACGAUUCAGGAGAUUUAGUAGUUACAAAAGGAGAUCAAUACGAUGUUCGAGAUUCAUCUUCAAAACACGUUAGGAAUUUAGGUUUACCAGUUUCACUCUCUCAAAGAUAUUAUCAAUCAGGAGCGGAUGAAAUUUGUUUUCUCAACAUCACUUCAUUUCGUUCUUCAGCAUUAAGAGAUCAACCAAUGUUAGAUGUAGUACGUUCUGCUGCCGAAACAGUUUUCGUACCUUUGACUGUUGGUGGUGGAAUAAGAGAUACAAUAGAUCCGGAUGGUACGAAAAGAAGUGCAUUAGAAGUCGCUGGUAUUUAUUUCAGAAGUGGUGCUGAUAAAGUAUCAAUCGGUAGUGAUGCUGUUUCUUCCGUAAAAGAAUUACUUCAACGUGAAAAACAAGGAAUCGAUGGAUUGACGGGAAAAACAAGUAUAGAAACUAUCGCUAAAGCAUAUGGAUCACAAGCUGUCGUAGUUUCUGUAGAUCCUAGGAGAGUAUAUGUGGAUACGAAUGAUUCCAAUUGGAUGGACAAUUUUCCAAAAGAACAUUUGGAUUGUUUAGUUUUUGGUGAUAAAGCUAAAAGUAAUACGAAAAAUGAAGAAAAAGAAAAAGUUUGGUGGUAUGCUUGUACUAUUGCAGGAGGUAGAGAAACUACGGAUUUAGAUGUGAUACAACUUGUUAAAGGAGUUGAAAAAUUAGGUGCGGGAGAAAUAUUAUUAAAUUCUGUUGAUAGGGAUGGUUCGGGCAAAGGUUUCGAUUUGGAUUUAAUCAAUUUGGUUAAGAAGAAUGUUGGGAUUCCAGUGGUCAGUAGUAGUGGAGCUGGAUCGAGUGAAGAUUUCGUACAGGUUUUCAAAGAAACUGGUACGGAAGCGGCUUUAGCUGCUGGGAUAUUUCAUAGAGAAGAGGUUGGGAUAGAUGAGGUUAAGGAGGCUUUGGAGAAGCAAGGUGUAGCUGUGAGAAGGAUCGAGAUGGGUCAAUAG
This is a messenger RNA of Tremella mesenterica DSM 1558, 2185 nucleotides long. RefSeq lists its product as uncharacterized. Gene Ontology annotation, biological process: L-histidine biosynthetic process. The record is from RefSeq and is a predicted model, not a curated record. The coding region runs from base 77 to 2185 and encodes 702 amino acids. The transcript is spliced from 3 exons. Gene Ontology annotation, molecular function: imidazoleglycerol-phosphate synthase activity. NCBI's taxonomy places the organism in Eukaryota, Fungi, Basidiomycota, Tremellomycetes, Tremellales, Tremellaceae.